AUGCCUCCGAUAUCCUCACAGCGCCGCGCCUUGACAGAAGAGAACUCGUCGCUCUCCGAUGACGAUGUCGGCUUCCUCUACCAAGUUGUCAGUCGCGCCGAGGGAAAGCCCGAGGUUGAGCGAUUACCAUUUCGAGCGCUUUUCGCAGCAUACGACGAGGUGAUCAGUGAACAUGGAGUCGACGCGGACCCAGGCCAUGCGUGCUUGCGAUUUCUCUUCAAAAUGGGGAGCAAGGAGGUGCAGGGACCCUCUCUCUUCGACAAAUUCGAGAGCGCGCUCCAGCAGAUGGGAAUCGUGAUUGAAUUCGGGGAGGAUGGCUCAACAGGCCUCAACGAAAUGACACAAAACGAGCAUUCGGUCGUCGAGGGCACGGUCAGCCAAACAGACGACGAGAACCUUUAUCCCAUGACCAAUGGAACCCCGAUUACACCCCGGAGGCGCGCGUCCUUCAAUACUACUCUCGACAUCGGGGAAGAUGCCACUGGGAAGAGCUUCGCCGAACGUCCAAGCUCGCGCGCAUCCAUGUCUCGACUUGAGACUGGAAAGCCGGAUUUCUCACAGCUGAAAUUAUCGCCGAAUCCGAAAGAUCAUGACCGACGGCCGAAAUCUCCGGACCGCACACAAUUGAUCGCGCAGUUUUUGGAUGUUGGUCGCCGAUUGAUAAGUCGAUUUGACUCUGUACAAAACCAGAAUAAGAGCGAGGGACAGGAUAAGCCUCCAUUGACGAAUGGCGUUGUUGCGCGCUCAGCUGUUCACCAUGACCGCUCAAAAAGGAUGGUUGCAGCCGCAAAAAGCCGUCGCUCGCCUUCAAUAAGCUCAUCGGACACAUUUGAGUCCGGUGAAUUACAGUCCGAAAUGUCGCAGGCGACAGGACAUGAUUCUAUUGGCAAAGAAAAUGUCCCGCCUGAGAUGCUCUACCGACCUCAGCUCUCAGACUUGCUUCGCGACGCGUCCACAUUCAAUAUGUAUCGACAACGAGCAAACUGCCGUCGGAUCUUGACGCAAUGGUUAAAACGAGCUUUUCAUGCGCGGCAGAUUCGAGAGACCCGGCAGAUUGUCGCUAUUAACCGUGACCGAAGCACACUGCUCCGACAGGCCUUUGAGCCAUGGCGAGCAGUGAUUCAAGACAAGCGCCAUACAGCUAGAACUGAGCGUUUCUUCAAGCAUCUAGACGAACGCGCCAGUCGUGCACGAGACCUGUAUCUGAUGACCAAAGCAUUCACUCAUUGGGCUCAACUUACAUCGGAGGAGGUCGCCCGCACGUCCGCAGCUCGAAGGCAUGUGUUGAGUGUCAAAUACUUCAAUGCUUGGCGGGAGAUCACUGCUGUCAACGAGUUGAAAGCUCAGCGGUUUGCUUUACAGCGACCAUUCAAUACGUGGCGCAAAAAAGCGGCUGAUUUGAAAACGGCGGAAAUUAAAGCCGUUACUGUUCACAAAGACAACCUACGGCAUGCCUCGUAUUGGCAGUGGUUCUGGGGCUUUUGCGAUCGACGUGCUCCCGAGUGGUACGAUAGUCAACUAAAGAGGCGGUCCUUACUUUACUGGCUUCGGAAUUUCCGUACUAAUCGCGAGCGUGAGCAAGAGAUUGUCCUCCACAACAGAAAAACGUCGCUAGCUAGAGUUCUUCAGGCAUGGUCUCAGAAGUCGAAGACAUUUGCUUCUGCACAACAAAAAGCUGCAGGGUCUGAGCGUUAUCAUGUUCUCAAAGAGACAUUCGACGAGUGGAAAAUCCAAGCCAAGCUAGCCCCUGCUGCUUCACAGGUGUCUGACAUGGUGGACGGCAGGAUCUUACGAACGACUCUCUCAAAAUGGAUUGGAAAAGCACGUCUGGCUGAGCAAGCAGUAGAGAUGGACCGAGUUAGGGUUGAACGGAAUGCCUGGGUAUCAUGGAAUGAUACGCUUCGAUGUUUGGCUCUCCAAGCGCGAAUUGAUGAGCGAUUGAAAAUGGAAACCAUGUACAAAUGGAUACUGAUGGAGAGGUUUCAAUUGAUGCGCCGAAUACGGGAGCAGCGCAUCAAGCGCGAAGUGUUUUCCCGGUUUGUGACGAACACUCGAGAUACAUACACCCAGUUGCUCUCCCAUGCGGAGGUACAUGAAGACCAUUGGGCUGAGGAGUUAGUUCGCUCCAAAUUUACCAUCUGGCGUGAUCAACUCUUGCUUCAGCGGGAGCGUGAAUAUACAGCCUUCGAAUUCUACGCUCCUCGCCUUGCACAAGAAUCCCUCAUGGCGUGGAGAUCCAAACAUCAGCAGAUUGAGAAGAUGGAGGGCUGGGCUCGUGAUGCUCAAUUUUACUUCCUCAUGAAACGAUCCUUGAAGAAUUGGCGUCAGGCCACGGUGGACUCUGCCAAACGACGGCGCAAGGAUGCCUAUUCGAAGAUGCGGCGAAAGGUCAAGGUCAAUAUGGCUUCCAAAGCCAUUACCAUGUGGGCCUCCAAAACUCAGGCGAUCACCAACAUGGAGCAACAAGCGGUAGAGCUUAACCGCCAGAAAACUAUGAGUGAUGUGGCCGAUAUCUUCAUGGACUGGCAUGGAAAGACUCUCAAAAGGGUGCAGGAUUACCAGGAGGCCGACUUGCACUAUUUCCGCCAGAUCGCGUUUGAUCAGUUGAUCCAACUCUCGGAGACCUAUGUGAUUCGGCGUGAGAUGGAAGACCAGGCCGACUCUGUGUACCGCAGACACGUUCUCUUCCACGCAGGUGCGUCCCUUCGCAAGCUCAGUCUCCGUAUCUUCCAAAUGAGAAGUACCGUCGAGACCGCCGAAGCGAUGCGGGAAAGAACCCUACGCAAGCAUUCCAGAAAUCUAUUCCGUCACUGGGUAGACAGUGCCCGCAUCAAGCUCGAAGCUCGUGAUUCUCCGGGACCUGCCUUGACAUCAACUCAAUACUCCAGGUUCGGAGAAGUUGAGCGGCCCGGGUCUGCCCUAUUUGACCCGUGGUAUCAGAACGCAUCCGAGACUCCCUUCAAGAUGACUGACUUCACUACAAAUUCCAUGGAGCCGGUCUCCGCAAGCCCACUGGCCACACCAAACUAUAUGACCUCGCCGUCCAAGCGAGCCGCUCGUGCCCGCGCCCUCGCACAGAUGUCCACGACCCCUGCCACACCCCUACAUACACCAUUCGCUAGUCGACUGCUCCGCGCUGAAGCUUCGGCCCCUCGAAAUGCAUCUUCUCGACGACCGCAACCCAGCCGUCGAAGUUUGACGGGGACCAGCGUCCGAUUUGUGGAUGAAGAACUCCCCGAAUCUCCCACCGAUGGCCGGAAGUCGGCGAAUCGACGACCCUAA
This is a messenger RNA of Penicillium subrubescens, 3282 nucleotides long. RefSeq names its product Sfi1 family protein. The transcript has 2 exons. Bases 1 to 3282 code for a protein of 1093 amino acids. The record is from RefSeq and is a predicted model, not a curated record. Lineage: Eukaryota; Fungi; Ascomycota; Eurotiomycetes; Eurotiales; Aspergillaceae.